Molecule: messenger RNA, 1934 nt
Organism: Cantharellus anzutake
Lineage: Eukaryota; Fungi; Basidiomycota; Agaricomycetes; Cantharellales; Hydnaceae
Product: rab-GTPase-TBC domain-containing protein
Exons: 7
Coding region: 1-1845 (614 amino acids)
Biological process (GO): positive regulation of GTPase activity; endoplasmic reticulum to Golgi vesicle-mediated transport
Cellular component (GO): endoplasmic reticulum membrane
Molecular function (GO): GTPase activator activity
Source: RefSeq, a predicted model, not a curated record
AUGGCCACCAAAGAGUUGCGAUUUGCACCUAGUCGCAACGAAAUCUUGGACGCCAUUGAAGCCAACGAUUGGGCCACCAUGCGAAAAUUAAGCCUCCAGCCAGGAGGACUGGCUUCUGCAAGAAAGGAGGCUUGGGAGUUCCUUCUACGUGUGCGUGGUUCGGAACGAUCGCCAUCGGAAGAGCCUUUGGACACUCUCGCACCUCAUUCAGACGAGCGACAAGUCAAACUUGAUACUGACAGAAGCUUUGUAACAUAUCCGGUUGUUAGCCCACCGGAGAAGGAACGUCUCAAAGAAGAGCUUAACAAUAUCAUUGUUUCAACUCUGAGGCGAUAUCCCAAAUUAUCCUAUUUCCAGGGCUAUCACGAUAUAGUCUCCGUCUUCCUUCUAACCUUUACGAACCACUCGCGCAUAGACGAUAAUGAUUUACGAAAGAUGCAAACAUGUAUUGAUAAGUUGAGCAUCCACAGACUUAGAGAUGCGAUGGGGGAAGGCCUAGGCCCAUUGCUAGGAGGGCUACGAAUCCUUCGAAGAUUGAUACGCUUUGCUGAUCCACCCUUCUCUGAAUUGCUAGAAAGGAUAUCACCUUUGCCUUAUUUUGCAUUAUCGAAUACCCUGACGCUGCUCUCUCACGAUGUUCCCACUCUUUCCUUAAUCCAGCACGUCUUUGACUAUCUUCUAGCAAGACCCCCUAUUGCUAUCAUAUAUCUCGAAGCAGCGAUCAUUCUGAGCCGCAAAGAUGACGUUGAACGUUUGUCCAAAGACGACGACGAAGGCAUGUUACACGCCCUCCUAUCGCAACUACCGGAGCUCUCAGAUGAUGCCCGAUUGCAUUGUUCCGAGCUACUGGAAGAUUAUGAUUUGCCACGAGAACCUAGUGCUGGUGAUGGUGGCUGCUGCCAUUCUGGGAGUGAGAUGCAACGGGAGCAUUUCAUUCAAUCACCCGUAGGCUUGGACCACUCCCAAGUACCUCUAUUUCCAUUUUCUGAGUUGGGGGGCCCGCAAUGUGCAGCCACGGUCACUGGGCAGAGUUUGGAUAGCUCUACUCUCAUUGAGUCCUUGAGUACCGAAGAAAACACUCGGGUUGAUAUCCAAGUGGCUUCGUCUGAACCGAAUGAUAGAUCGGCAGACCAUCUUGGGCCACCUUUAUCGCACAUAGCGCCCAUUCUCACUUCAUCUCCGUCAGCGGACUUUGGAUCUCCGAACACCGAUCAAGGAUCACCAUUACAGCGUGGAAUGGAAACUACAGAGGCGACCAAUUACAGCACAGCAAAUUCAUAUCCGGUGCCACUCACGCGAAUUCUCACCACCGCGGAUGCACUAUACCAGAAGUACCCUCCUCUUCCAUAUAAACACCCCCCUGCGCAAGCAACACCGAGCAAUCCCACCCGGACGGAAUCAGACACUCCACACCUCCCUUCCACUAACUCUAUCUCGCUUCGCAUUGAUGAGAUACUCGGUCCAUCAAGUGUCUGCUUUACUUGGUUUCCGAACGCCAUGCAGGAACUUUCAGAUAAAGAGGCGGAGCAGCUCAUAGAACAACCCUUGGAGACUGUGGUCCUACCAAACGACGGCUCCUCGGAUCGAGACUUUACGGAGAACAUGGAAGAAGAGAGAGAUAAGUCAGCAGAGAUGGGGCGAAAUAAGGGACUUCCAGAACGAAAGCAACGUCAGCUGAUUAUACCUUCGAUUGGGAUUGGUGCCGCAAUCAUCGUUGGCAUUGCUGCUGUGAUGUUAUACUCGUCUCCACAAAGAAACAGCGGAUUGAAGGGAUGGCGCGACUUGACACAAUGGGCACGAACGUUGGUGUUGGACCCAGGGGUGGGGAUCGUCGGAGUUCCAUAAAUAAUAGUUAUCUCCUAGCCAUUAUGUAAACGUUCUUAAAAGUGACGAGACUGAAGAUAGGAAUGAGUAAAGGACUUGCUUUGUUGAUC